AUGGAAAAAAGACGUGAAGCCUUUGGAGAGUGGCCCAAGGCAGUGAAGAUGCUGAAGGACUUGAGGAGAAGCUGUGUGAAGCUGAGGGCACUUGGUCUGCUCAGCCUGGAGGAGGCUGAGCGGCCGAGACUCCUCGUUUGUCGGGGCGGCAGAGCGGGGAGGCUCUCGGAGCUCCUCCAGCGCCUGGCAAACGCCUCCCCGCCUCGGGGGCGGCGAGCAUCCCGGCGCUCGGGGGCUGCGGGCACAGGUGGGACGCGGCCCCGCCGUAGCAGCGCGGCCACCGCGGGAGCGUCACCGCCACCUCCUCCCUUCCUCCGCAGAGCCCGAGCCCGCGGGCGGCUCCGGCGGGAGCCGCAGAGCCCCGCGCUGGCGGAGGCCGCUGCGGCGAGCGGGGCCGGAGCGGGGGCGGCUCCGGCGGGGGCGGCUCCGGCGGGGCCGGGGCGCGGACAGGUGGGUGGCGGGCGGUGCGAGCGCGGCGGCGGCGGCGGGGGCGGGCCGGCCGUGGGCAGGCGGCGGCGCGGAUGCCGAGCCCCCCGCACGGCGGCGGCAGCGGCGGGAGCGGCGGCGGGAGCCCCGGCCCCGCGAUAA
Poecile atricapillus (Black-capped chickadee) is the source of this 588-nucleotide messenger RNA. RefSeq names its product alanine and glycine-rich protein-like. Bases 1 to 588 code for a protein of 195 amino acids. The record is from RefSeq and is a predicted model, not a curated record. The transcript is spliced from 2 exons. NCBI's taxonomy places the organism in Eukaryota, Metazoa, Chordata, Aves, Passeriformes, Paridae.